AUGCCCCUGGAGGCGCCAAGGUUCAAGAUCCUGGCGGUGUUUGCCUGCCUAGUGUUGAUCAUCACAUGGGCUUUGGUGUGGUCAGAGUCGGCCAUUCCUCCCGACACUCCGGAAGCUGAUCACGCGGCAGAUGCGAGCCCUUCUCUUUUGCCUAACAACGUGCUCCCUCAGGUCGUGGACCAUGCUGCUGUCGUCUUGUCAGACCCGAGUACAACAGGAGCAGCUUUCGCCUCUUGCAUUGCGUCGGCUACAGAUUCGCUGGCAGAUUCGCUGGCAGCAGAGCCAAGCCAUUCCGAGUCCGAUCAGCCAACUCCCACGCCUUUAGAUCUCACACCAUCACCUCCCACAAGCCCGACCGCCACCAGCCUCCCAUCGGCUGCGCCCGCAGCACAAACUCCAUCGCCGACAACACAAGCGCAAUCGACAACCCAGGCGCCGUCGCCAGCAGAGCCUGCACUGCCAACUUCCCAAGCCUCUUCGGCAUCUCCACGAGGAUGGUACCAGCUCCCUGCAGAUCAUCCACGAGUGCUCGCCAGACUUGUGGCGUACGCCGACUGGAACAAGACAUUUGAUAUCUACCCGCCCCCUUCUAUCUGGCAGUGCCCGUAUGAGGACGAGGCUCGUUGGUUCUGGGACACGGAUACGGUUGCCGAAAUUGGGGUCGACUGGAAGACAGCGUUGACUGUUGCGCUCACCAACAAGACGGUCGGCAUCCAUGGCGACUCACUCACCCUGCAAACAGUCUCAGUGUUCCUGAACCUGGUGGAGUCGGCCGGCUUCGAGUUGGUCAAAGUGAAGCGAAUCAAUCGCGUUACCGGCUACUUUCCCGCUCUCAACUUCACCCUCAUCGCCAACUACGUCCCCUACAUUGUCGACAUGUUGGGCGAAAAGCCGUACCCUCAGCUGAGUUUGGAUCGCCUCUCCCAAGCGUUCACCAUCAUGGCCGAUGCUGCUGACUACAACGCCGCGUCUGCCCGCCAGGAUCGAAAUCCUGCAGCUCGCACCUUCUUUCGCCUGACUCCUCCAAGGCACUUCCAGGGCGGCGACUACGACAGCGGUGGCUUGUGCAACGACCGCGAACCAAAGUGGGGCGCCACUUACUCGGACUUCAACCUUGGGGAGGACCAGUUGCUUCAAAACCGAAUCGUCAGCGAAGAGGUUGCUCGCGACCCUCGGCUAGAAAUCCUGGACGUCGUUCCUUGCACGGUCGAGCGUGUCGACGCGCACCGUGGUGGAAACGAUUGUGUGCACUUUUGUUUGCCCGGUGCUGGGCCCGUUCGUGUCUGGGUCGAGAUGCUCAUCCGAAGAUUGUAUGACGGUCGCGUUUAG
Capsaspora owczarzaki ATCC 30864 is the source of this 1329-nucleotide messenger RNA. RefSeq lists its product as hypothetical. Gene Ontology annotation, molecular function: transferase activity. NCBI's taxonomy places the organism in Eukaryota, Filasterea, Ministeriida, Capsasporidae. The record is from RefSeq and is a predicted model, not a curated record. The coding region runs from base 1 to 1329 and encodes 442 amino acids. The transcript is spliced from 2 exons.